Babjeviella inositovora NRRL Y-12698 is the source of this 1660-nucleotide messenger RNA. RefSeq names its product AGC family serine/threonine-protein kinase. The transcript has a single exon. NCBI's taxonomy places the organism in Eukaryota, Fungi, Ascomycota, Pichiomycetes, Serinales. The record is from RefSeq and is a predicted model, not a curated record. Gene Ontology annotation, molecular function: protein serine/threonine kinase activity; ATP binding. The coding region runs from base 56 to 1396 and encodes 446 amino acids. Gene Ontology annotation, biological process: protein phosphorylation.
CUAUGUUGCACCUUAUAUUUAGCAAACACCUGGCGUAUGACCCUAGCAACACAGAAUGGUGCUUCCUCAAGUCUUAGAGCCGUCGCCACGCACGCCGGAGAUGCAUGAGGACCUUCAGGGGGUGUUUGAGUUCGAGCUUGAUACUCCCAGACGGCGCUCGUCCUUGCUGACGCUUGUGCAAAAGCUCUCCGGGAUGCACACUACGGAGCUUUCGGACCCACGGAGCCGAAAGUCAUCGUUGGUGCCAGUCUAUGCUGCAAACAGGCGUCGCUCUUCGCAUCUCCGGCGUUUCAGUGUUAGCAGCGCUGUAUCGGGCCUCAGCAUCGAAGACUACAGCCACCAUGACCCCGAUUCGGCGGUGAUCGAAGAGGACGACGAAAAGGUCACCAUGGAGCGCUUUGUGCCGAUCAAGGUAUUGGGGCGCGGUGCGUACGGUAAGGUGAUUCUCGUGCGCGAUGCCGCGAACCAGAAGUUGUUCGCAUGCAAGCAGUUGAAAAAGGCAAGCCUCAUGGUGGGAGCGACUGCCACGCGCACGAUGGCGGAGAAAAAUAUCCUAGCCUCGAUUCUGCACCCAAACAUUGUCAAACUCUUUUACGCGCUCCAGGACCAGGACAAGUUGUAUUUGAUCUUGGAGUACAUUCCUGGCGGCGAGUUGUUCAUGCACUUGCAAAACAAGCAGCUAUUGGCGGAAGAUGUGGCAUCGUACUAUGCGGCGGAAAUGGCACUCGCAUUAUAUCAUCUCCAUAGGGUGGGUGUCGUGUACCGCGACUUGAAACCGGAAAACUGUUUGCUUGACGCGCGCGGCCACCUUGUGCUCACUGACUUUGGGUUGUCAAAAACAUCCGUCGAUGAUGAAAACAGCUGCAAGUCUAUUAUUGGGACCCCAGAGUAUAUGGCACCGGAGGUGCUUCGUGGCGAGGAGUACAGCUUUCCGGUGGACUGGUGGUCCUUGGGAACUGUCAUCUUUGACAUGAUGAGCGGCAAGCCGCCGUUCACCGGCAACAGCCAUAAGGCUAUUUCCGACAAGAUCCUCAAGAAUAAGAUAAAGUAUCCGUUCUACUUCUCACAGGAUGCGCAGGACAUGUUGAACAAACUUUUGAACAAAAACCCCUCCAAGCGGUUCAAGGUGGACGAAGACUUUGAAAAAUUUAAGCAGCAUCGGUUCUUUCGCAAAAUACAGUGGAAGCAGUUGAUCGGUCAGGACCCGGCUGUGGAGCCGCCGAUCGUGCCCAUCAUCACCGACCCAAUUCUUGCUGAGAACUUUGACCCACAGUUUACCGACAUGAAGCUUAGCUCGAAGGGGAUGGAUAUUGCCGUGCCGGAGGAAGUGGGUGAGGACUUGUUUAACGGUUUUUCAUUCACCGCUAGCGGAAGUUUUAUGGAAAGGUAUUUGUAGCCUGGUGCUUCACCCUGGAGCUAUACCCUGGAGUUCAGUGCUAGGGUUUAGAGUAGCUCUAUGUCACAUUUGAAACGAGGUUCAGGAAGCUAUACCAUUUUUGAUGAAUUGAACAAUUAGGCAUCCAGUAUCACGUUAGCAUAUUUUUUUUUUGAAAAUCCUGAGGGUUGCAGGUAAGUCCUAAAGUAGAAUGAUGCGACUAAAACUAAUACGCAGUGUGAGUUCAUAGUUUAUAGGUACGAUACACCGAUAUUUAUACCAGGA